AUGGGGUCAUUAGGCACCUACUUUCUGGACGUCGUCUAUUCUUUCACAAACUGCAUGGUCUGCUUCCCGAGUUCACCACACCUCAAAAUCAACAGCCGGAGUUUCAAGAUACUGCGGUUGCUGGGCGAGGGUGGCUUUUCCUACGUCUACCUCGUUCAAGACAAUUCAAAUCAACAGCUUCUCGCCCUCAAGAAGAUACGAUGUCCAUUUGGUCAGGAGAGCGUCAGUCUGGCGUUGAAAGAGGUCGAAGCAUAUGCACUCUUCUCGCCACACCCAAACAUCAUACACUCGAUCGACUACUCCGUUGAGACUGAUAAAUCCGAUGCGUCUGCGAAGACAGUAUACAUCCUACUCCCAUACUACCGCCGCGGUAACCUACAAGACAUGAUCAAUGCGAACCUAGUCAAUCACACAAAGUUCCCAGAGCGGAGACUGAUGGUGCUGUUCCUCGGCGUAUGUAAAGCGCUCAAGGCGAUGCAUCAGUACAAGGUCAAGGGCGGCCCUGGUGGCACACGGAGCCAACAGAAGGCGAAGAAGGUACGAGGAGAGGCGAAGCGAGCGGACGCAGAAGCUGCUGCAAGCAUGGAGAUGCGCCCGAGUAGGAGGAAUCGCGACCAGGAGGAUGAUGAUGAGCAAGAGGCGGAAGGUCUACUGGAAGAGUCCGAGGUCACAGCGGCGCAAGACGGCAUCGCGCCCGGUGGAGAGAGGGCUUAUGCGCACAGAGAUAUUAAGCCAGAAUCAGGCAACAUCAUGAUCGAUGACGACGGCCAGACACCCAUCCUAAUGGACCUUGGUUCGCUUGCACCUUCUCCGACGCCUAUAACUUCUCGUUCUCUCGCGCUGCAAGUCCAAGAUACAGCUGCCGAACACUCAACUAUGCCCUACCGCGCCCCAGAACUCUUCGACGUGAAAACUGGUUCUGUCAUUGAUACCAAGGUCGACAUCUGGUCUCUCGGCUGCACAUUAUAUGCUUGUCUAGUCGGCAAGAGUCCUUUUGAGGCAAGAUCGGAUGAAACAGGUGGUAGUCUGAGCAUAUGUGUGCUUGGUGGUGACUGGAGGUUCCCGGAUGAAGGUAUACAGAGGGGCAAGCAAAAGGCCAACCCCGAUGACGCCAUCACAGAAAGCGUGAAGGAGGUGGUUAGACAGUGCUUAAAAUUGGAGCCAAGUGAGCGACCGGAUGUUGAUCAGCUCAUCAGCAUUGUCGAGGGCGUGCUGAGAGAGCUUCCAGAGGAUGGUUCUGAGGAGUGAAUGCUGAGCUUCAAGUAAAGCCUCUUAACGGGUCCCGGGCUUAUCUGUACGAUCACCUUUUUUUCCUUACAAUGUGUGAGAGUUUCUGGGAAGUUGACAAUCAUUGUCCUUGAUUGGUGCGGAGCAUCAAAAUAUACCCUUUUACAUUCUGGUUACAUUCUGGCUUGGACAAAUUGCACGUUUUCAUGUUCUCAAGCUGGUUCCACGCUCCACCGCGCCUCAGUGCCUUACAUAUAUUUACGCCCUCUUCUCUAGCUGUCUCCUCAGAAUUACUUAUGUACCGUGCACAGAAAUCUUCUAGAAACGAUUAUAAAAUCCUGGGCCUUUCCG
This is a messenger RNA of Pyrenophora tritici-repentis Pt-1C-BFP, 1578 nucleotides long. Lineage: Eukaryota; Fungi; Ascomycota; Dothideomycetes; Pleosporales; Pleosporaceae. The record is from RefSeq and is a predicted model, not a curated record.